Molecule: messenger RNA, 264 nt
Organism: Fulvia fulva
Lineage: Eukaryota; Fungi; Ascomycota; Dothideomycetes; Mycosphaerellales; Mycosphaerellaceae
Exons: 2
Coding region: 1-264 (87 amino acids)
Source: RefSeq, a predicted model, not a curated record
AUGUCACAUACUAUCACUACUACACACCUUACGUCGAAAGAGCCGGAGCAGCAGAAGUUCGACACCGAGAAGGGAAGAUCAGGCGAAGACCGAGUCGAAGCGCAGCAGAAGUUCGACACCGAGAAGGGAAGAUCAGGUGAGGGCCGAGUCGAAGUCAAGAACAGAACUCAGCCGAAGCAUCAGAAGUUCGACGCCGAGGACGCACCGUCAGGUGAGAAGCGAGUCGACAUCAAGGUCGAGGUAGAGUCCGACGACGAGCUCUAA